Messenger RNA from Fusarium poae, 1464 nucleotides. RefSeq lists its product as uncharacterized. Lineage: Eukaryota; Fungi; Ascomycota; Sordariomycetes; Hypocreales; Nectriaceae. The transcript has a single exon. Bases 1 to 1464 code for a protein of 487 amino acids. The record is from RefSeq and is a predicted model, not a curated record.
AUGGAUCUCAAACUUCUCGAGAAGAUGCGCAGCUCUUGCCCAUCGCGAGCAUCAUUUAUGGACUUUAUAAAUCACACCGACAGCAGUGCCACAGCUAUGAAGGGGGAUGCUCGUAAAGCUGACGAAAUAUCGCCUAUGGGCACCGAGAUCAAGCUCGUAAAGGCACCCCUCGGGGAUAUUACGAACAUCCAGGCUUCGCGUGAUAACAGCGAAAAGCACGAUGCCGUCAAGGAAAACCCUGCAGCUUUCUGUGACAAGAUCACCGAGAUCAAGCCCACCAAAGUACCCACUGAAGAGCAAACCGAUGGCUUUUCAUCCCCUUCUACUGUCGGGGAGGUGUCCCGAAUGAUUGAGGAGCCAGCUCCGACCAUCUAUCGCUACGAGUCUACUAGCACGCACCUCAGCGAGCUCCCUAUCAGCGAGGAUGCUAAUAACGAAAUGACGUCUGUUGUCAGUGACCGUAUUGAGCUCCCUCCCACCAAGGAUACUCGUCACGAAAUCACUUCUGUUGCCAGCGACCGUAUCGAGCUAAACCCUGAGGCUCCUAGUUUCUCUCAGCAACAGGCACUUGAGACGCAACCUUCCGGAAGCCCUGUGUUUAAUAUCACUUACCAAGACCUUUCGGACUUUAUCCACGAACAGACCGAGGGUAUCAACGAAGGUUCUCCCACCCGUCAAGAGGCCGUUGAGCCCCGGCAUCUUUAUUACACGUAUGAUGUAUGGAACAACGAGACUGUUCCUUGUUGCAAUAAGCAAACCAGUUCUGUCGCCGAGGGGUAUCCUCCUAACUAUCACGAGGCGGCCGAACACCAGUCUGCCAAUGCUUCUGCGAGCGAGGAUGAAACAGACGAGUUCUGUCCUAUCAACGACAAAGCCUACGCGCUUACGCAACAUGAGGCCGCUGAGAAGCAGUCAGCCAAUUUCCCUUACCACGAGGCCGUCGACUUCGAGCACCAGCCUGCUUACUACGACUAUCUUGACACGAUUCUGGAAGAAUCGGAGUCCGAACAUGACGAGGUCAUCAAGGCCAAAUUCGUCCAAGAAAAUGCUAUCAACUCCGCCACCUCGUCUCCCUUCAAGAGCUCCGUUGCAAGCAGCAACGCAUCGGCUACCAACGAAUGGGGGGUCAUUGAUUCCUACAUCUCUGACACUUUGGAGAAUAGCACCACAAUUGUCGAUCCCGACACCCCAAACACAGUGGCCAGUGACCACUCAAGUGGAGAGGGAAAGAAGCGAAUCAUUCGCUUUGAUCCCAAUGGAGACUUGUAUCUCAAAGUAGGAACAAACCACACCCGAAACAUGCUGGUUGACUCUCGAGCACUCGGCCGUGCAUCAUCCAAGCUACACGCUGUUAUCUCCGAGAGCGCCGGAGACGACACUGGUGAGCACUGGACCAUUGAAUUUCCCGACGACGACCCAAAACUCGUUUGCCAUCCUUCUGAACCUCAUUCACGCACGGUUUGA